UAAAAAUGUUUUCGAAUACUCGUUUGUGAUCAUUUCUGUUUCAAAGAUCGUACUAUUGCGUGAAAAUGCAUCCAACGUGUCAUCAUCUGUUUUUGAGUUUAUUGUUUGAAGUGUUGUUAUUUCGAGGAAAUUUCAUCUUUGCUCUUGGCAUUUUUCCAAUCGAUCUCGACCAAAAUGACGACGAUGACAAUGAAAAUACAACCACUAGUUCGGUCAAAUCCGAAAAUACUCUCGAAGAUCCAUCUGUAUUCUUUAAAUCUAUAAAACCUAUCGAAGAUGAAGCACGUUCCAAACGUUCGUUAGACGGUCCAGAUAUUUAUGCGAAAUCCAUCAGAACAGCUAUAGAAGUUUCAUCCCAUGUGAAAUGUCCCAAACCGUUGACUUUUUUCACUGCUUUAGACGAAACUGCUUUGGUCAAUCAGACUACUCGAUCGCUCGAUGUGAGAUUGAUCAAUCCUGUAACUGUUGCAACGAUGACUGGAGGAAUAUUUGGUAACGAUCUGUAUGAAUUGCAUCGGUAUCAGUUCUUUUGGCAGAAGUGCUCUUGCAAUACAACUCAUAAUUUGGAUGCGAGAGUUUAUUAUUUCAAUUUAAAAUACGAAUCGUACGAGAAAGCAUUGGAUUACCCUGAUGGCGUUGUUAUAAUUAAUUUUCCAAUUGCAACCAACCGUGAUUUUCCAAAUCCAAGAUUCAACGCGUUUUCUCAAGUAAUCCAGAGUAAAAUCAAAGAACCAGGAUGUUGGACCAAAGUUCAUAGCGCAUUUACAUACACGUGGUUCGUAAAUUUCCCAUUUGGCAGUAUUUACCAUUCUUCUAAGCGGGAAUUUGUAGAUGAGGAAUUCAGAAAAACGCACAGCUCGGUUGUUAUUAAUUUGCCAUUGGAUUCAAGUAUCAAUUACAUCUCUAGUGAACAGUUCAUGAAUACAUUUGGAAAGAUCAGAGGUGUUUCAGAACAGUUUUCGAACAGUGUUUUGCUUCAAGGCGGUGAUAAUUUGUCAACUGAAAGGCAUAAAGGAGUUUGCAUUCUUAAUUUACCAGCAUAAUUUCUAUGUUAUCUUAUUGAUGUACCUAUUUACAAAUUAAAGCCAGCUUCGGAUUUUUUUCAUUCAAAAAAAUUCUGAUUUUUUGCAUCACUUGACGAAGAGGUUCCGUUAUACAGCCUAUCAAAGAAAGGUAUCCUC
Molecule: messenger RNA, 1181 nt
Organism: Planococcus citri (citrus mealybug)
Lineage: Eukaryota; Metazoa; Arthropoda; Insecta; Hemiptera; Pseudococcidae
Exons: 6
Coding region: 66-1043 (325 amino acids)
Source: RefSeq, a predicted model, not a curated record